AAGAUUUUCAUUUUACUAAAAUCCCUUCUACAUGACAGGCUGACAGCACCAUCCUUUCACCCUGGGAAGACAAUGCAUGGUCACGCAAUUUUGUGAAAGAGUGUACGGCGGCGAUUCUGUUCGAUUCCAUAGCCUCGUAGCUUUGGUUCUCAUCCCUCCCUGGCGCAUAUUAGCAGUCAUUUGUCUUUUACUGUUUCCGCCAUAGCCCCGUAGCCUUUGCUCCUUCCCCCCUCAAAGUUAUCCGAUAACCAUUUUACUUUUUGCUGUUUCCGCCAUAGCAAUAUCACUGUGUCUGUGUUAAUGAUCAACAUUUUCCGAACGGCGAGUUCGAAACUGAUAAUGAAAGAAGCAGUUGAUGAUGCUAGUAAAUCAGGUCGUUCGUGAUUGAAUUCUCAUUUCAGGACUUUCUUCAAUCCGAGCAGAUAUGUCAGAUCAUAUUAAAGGAAAGGCAAAUGCAUCUUCUGAGAAUAUCGAGUUCAAAUGGGGGCGAAAGGAGCAAAAUGAUGGAAAGAAGCAUGAUAGGCAAUAUUAUAGAUCAUUUACCUACGAUGGUGUAGACUACUUUCUUUAUGAUUCUGUAUACAUAUGGUGUGAAGGUCAACCAGAGCCCUAUAUUGGUAAACUUACUGAGAUAUAUGAGACAAAACAUCUUGAGAAGAAAGUGAAAGUUGUCUGGUAUUUUCAUCCCACACACGUUCAAAAGUAUUUAAGAGGCACUCAAACACUCAACAAUGAAUUAUUCUUGGCUUCAGGUGUAGGUCAAGGUCUCUUUAAUGUCAACCCCCUGGAAACAAUAGCAGGGAAAUGUGAUGUUGUAUGCACAUCAAAGGACAAGAGGAACCCUCAAGCAUCUAUUGAAGAAGUGGAAAUGUGUGAUUAUGUAUUUUACAAGACAUUUGAUGUUGAAAAAUUAAUAUUAUCAGAAAGAUUUCCCGAUAAGAUAGCUGGAGUUGAAGUUGGAUUCUUCUUUAAUCAGAGAAAACAUUUGGAAAUUGGCACUCCUCCAAAAUCCAAUUGGAACUCCAAAGUUGCAGGGAAAUCAAAUUCAUCUUCCAAGUUUGAAACAGGUCACUGUUCUACUGCAGUAGAAGAUGAAUCUGAUUUUAGGGUUCCUCCUGCAAAUAUUGGUAGACUAACAAUUUCAUCGACUAGUGAAUACCACUUGAACAAAAGGAAGCUUCAAGACUCUAAAGUUGAACCUGAGAAACCCACAAAAAGACCAAAAUUGGAUUCAAGCAAUUGGUUCAAGGAACAACCAUGGGAGGAAAGGAUGCAGAUAGCCAAUGAAACAGGCUCCCUUGUAUUACUAGAGAAUCUGGAUCCAUCCCUUACAUCAUUAGAAGUAGAGGAUAUAGUUUUGGAUGCUUUUCAUAAAAAGGCUAGUGCAAAGAUGAUACAGUGUAAUGCGUAUUCCAGCCCAUACAAUGGACAAGCUCUUGUGAUAUUUAACUCAAAAGAUGAAGCAGACUUUGCUAUUUCUGAGUUAAAAACCAGAUGUCUAAUGCUUGGAGAUCUAAGACCUAUUGUUGGUAGUAGACCUUCAUUGAAGGAAACCAGUAAAAAAUCAAGGUACUUUGGUCAUUUAACAAUCAAAACCAUGAAACAAAUGCGGUCUAUGGAUUUGAGAAAUGUAGUUUCCACAUCCCACUUUUCACAGCCAAAUACCAUCGAAUUUGAGAUGGCACUCGAGUGGUGCACACUGCAAAUGAGGUUGAAAUUCUGUUGGGAUGCAUUAUACAAGCAUCAAGGAAAAGAAAUUGCAGACCUUAAAACACAACUUUCCAACCACAAGGACUAAAUAUGUAAAAAUUCCAAAUCACCACAAACACAAGAGAUAGAUAGAUAGAAUUUCCAAGUUUUCAAGUUUUCAAGCUAUCAACUAUGAUAUAUAUUGUUUUAGUUUUUUACUCUUUGGAAGAUUUGUUGAUGAGUGACUUGUGAAUGUGAGGGAUAACUCCACCACCAGCAAUCGUUCCUUUUAUAAGCGUGUCAAGUUCUUCAUCUCCUCUUAUCGCAAGCUGUAAAUGUCUUGGCGUUAUACGUUUCACUUUCAAAUCCUUGCUUGCGUUACCGGCUAACUCAAGCACCUCCGCCGUCAGAUACUCUAGUAUAGCCGCCGUGUAAACAGCUGCCGUUGCUCCAACUCUUCCGUUAGCAGCCACUCUCGUCUUCAGAAGCCGGUGAACUCGACCCACCGGAAACUGCACAAAUCGCAUAACAAUCUAAUUGAACAAACUCCACUCGUUUAAUCAUUUAUCAGAUCUGGAUAAAGUCAACACAGUCUUCUCUCCGAUUCUCCGUUUCCGUUCGCCGGUGAAUCGGAGAUUGAGGAAAGGAGAAGAAACCUGGAGACCGGCGCGUGAAGAGCGAGUGGUCGGCUUCUUCUUGUCUUUGUCCUUGUUGGAUAAUACGUUUGUUUUCCCCGUUAGCAAACCUUUUGCUCCUUUCCCAGACAUUUUACCGCCAAAAUUUCAGAGAAUAUUUUCGGCCAAUUACUGUUCCCGAUCGCCGGAGUUGAUCUGAGAAUUUUAUCUGCGGAAAAGAGGAGCCAGAUCCUUUUGUCAGCCAAUAGUCUUUUCUUUUUUUUCUUUAUCCUGUUGAUGUUACUUGUUCAUUUUAGCCCCUGAACUUUCAUCAGCUUUUCAUUAUGGAUCAGCUUCUUCUUAGAUUUGUAUAGUUUAUCUUUUUAGUUUGGUAUGUUAAUGCUUUUAGUUUGGUCAUUUUUAGGAACCGAUUUCAUCUGAUGCGAAUCAAGUAAAUCUAAUCUGAUUUUGUUUUUCA
Messenger RNA from Lactuca sativa (garden lettuce), 2781 nucleotides. RefSeq names its product protein ANTI-SILENCING 1. The record is from RefSeq and is a predicted model, not a curated record. Gene Ontology annotation, molecular function: RNA binding; chromatin binding. Lineage: Eukaryota; Viridiplantae; Streptophyta; Magnoliopsida; Asterales; Asteraceae.